AUGACAACCGAAAAAGAGUACACUACUGUACCGGUUGAAGAUGGUAAAGAAGAAGCGGCGGUUGAUCAGAGUCCAAUGAAAUGUGUCGACGACUUCUUGAAAAUGAGCAACUAUUGCUAUUUAAUAUUACUGAUCUCAGAAUUUUUUCUACUGGUUGGAGCAGGGAAUAUGAUUUUUAUGGUAUUUGCUGGUGAGUGGCGCUUGAUCACAUUCAUGUGUGUGAUUUUUCAAGAGAUGGCCUCGCUUCCAGGUAGUGCUCCCCGAGUAUCUUGUCAUGGAUCGAAUUUUACAAUCAAAGACGUUUGCAAGAGCCAUCUAGACCCAAACAAGUUAACUGAUUGUGAUUUGGAAGUGAACUACGAGUUCAAAUCGCUCAAUGUUGAGUUUGGCUAUCUAUGUGCUGAAGGACGAUGGGUGAAGAGUAGUAUCUCGGUACAAAUGGUUGGCGUUUUGAUAGGUACCCUAUUCUUUGGCACAAUGAGUGAUCGAUAUGGCAGAAAAUCGAGCCUCCUUAUUUCGUACGUCAUGACAUCAGUGUUCAGUAUCGCAGCAUCGUUCUCGAAUUCACUUGUUGCCUUCACAGUUCUACGCAGCAUUCUUGGCUUCUUCAGUGGAGGACUUUUGGGAACCUAUGGAGUAUACAAAAUGGAGCACAUCCCUAAAAGACACAGAUUCUGGGUGGCUACCGUAAUCGCUUGGGCUCCGAAUUUCAUAAUGCUCAACGUCGUCGCUUAUUUCUCACAUGAUUGGCGGACAUUUCAACGAGUAUUGGUCAUCAUCAGUUCACCAGCUAUAUUAUUGUUUCUUUUUGUUCAUGAAUCACCUCGAUGGCUUAUCCAAAAAGGAAAGAUAAAGGAAGCUCGUCAUGUUCUUCAACGUAUUCAACACAUUGAUCGUCAAAAAGAAUCAAAAAAAGAGGAAAUGGAAAAGAUGCUCGACAUUGCUCAUCAGGAAUUGCAAUUACGUGAGAAGAAAAUGAAAAACUACAAUGUACGACAUCUGUUCUACAAUAAAGAGAUGACGUUGGCCACGCUUGUGUUCUGCGGUGGAGUGCAAAGAAUUAGCUUUGUAGAAGAGUUUCUUGUAGAAACGAGCACUCGUCUUUUUUGCAGAUUCAUGUCGAGUAUGAUCAAUUAUGGACUAAUCUUCAACAUUGAAACACUAUCUGGAUCGUUCUUCGUCAAUUCUAUUUUGAUGGGAUUCAUACGAUGGAGCAUCAACAUUGCUUUUGGUAUUUUCAUUACAAAAACGAUCUCGGCCAUCGAAUACUAUCCUACUGUGGUUCGAAAUUCUGGGCUGGCAUUCAAAUCAACAUGCAGUCGUCUUGGUACUAUUCUUGCACCUCAGCUUUUCAUUGUGAGCUCAUGGGAUUCACUUCCGUACAUUGUACUUACUGCUAUGGCCGCUCUCGAUACAAUGUUCUAUCAGCUGGUAAUACCAGAAACAAAGGGAAAACCAUUACCAGAGAAUCUUCCACCUAAACGUGAGAAAAUCCGCGCAAAUUUGCCAAGUGUUUACAAUGUUAUUACAAAUUAA
This is a messenger RNA of Haemonchus placei, 1536 nucleotides long. NCBI's taxonomy places the organism in Eukaryota, Metazoa, Nematoda, Chromadorea, Rhabditida, Trichostrongylidae. The record is from the annotation of a GenBank genome assembly.